Messenger RNA from Thelazia callipaeda (thelaziosis nematode), 723 nucleotides. The record is from the annotation of a GenBank genome assembly. Lineage: Eukaryota; Metazoa; Nematoda; Chromadorea; Rhabditida; Thelaziidae.
AUGACUAAGAAUCGAAUUAAUGGCGUUGAAGAGUUCCGUACAGAAUUUUCUGUUCGUGAACAAUCUAUUGUUAAUGAAAUGCGAGAGUCACCAGGGUCAAAAGAAAGAUCCGAGAAGAACACUUUCCCUUCAGAAUUAAUGAUAACAGCAAAAUUGAGGAAACCUUUCGGUCUAAGGAUCAACAAAUGCAAUUUAAUGGUAACGCUUGUAGAGCCACAUGGUGCAUCGGUAGGACACGUUAGCGUGGGUGACCACAUCGUAGCGAUAAAUCACCAGGAAUUGAAAACAGUCAAGGACUUGAAUGAGAAACUUUCUGGAAAAGAACAAGAAGCACUCGUUACAUUAAAACGUUCUAGCUUUUCAUGUUGCAAACAUAUGUUAACAACUGUUGAAACUUUAACUGUUGAGAAAGAUAGCUCACUAAAAGUAGUGAGAGCCAUCGAAGUGUACAAGGUAUUAAUUCAUCUAGAAUCAUUCCCGGACGUAGAAUUAAGUCAGGAAUUGGGUUUAUCAGUGAAGUAUGACAACAAAGAGCAGUUACAAGUAGCGAGUGUGAUUCCAGGAAGUUUGGCAUCAAUACAUCUACGACCUGGCGAUAUUAUUAAACGGAUAAAUGGCGAAAACGUAUCAAGCAAAACUAUGUUUAUUUUUUGGAUAAGACAUGGAUUAGAAAAGAAUAAACAGAUCUGUCGAUACGUGAAAAAGGUCUCUUGCAAUACAUAA